Monodelphis domestica (gray short-tailed opossum) is the source of this 3215-nucleotide messenger RNA. RefSeq names its product matrix metallopeptidase 17 (gene MMP17). Gene Ontology annotation, molecular function: zinc ion binding; metalloendopeptidase activity. Gene Ontology annotation, cellular component: extracellular matrix. Gene Ontology annotation, biological process: proteolysis; extracellular matrix organization; collagen catabolic process. The record is from RefSeq and is a predicted model, not a curated record. Lineage: Eukaryota; Metazoa; Chordata; Mammalia; Didelphimorphia; Didelphidae.
CUGCUAAGCUCCGGCUGCUCCAGCGCUGCCAGUGUCCGGAGCUGGAGGGACGCGCGACGGGCUGCUCGGAGACGGAGGCGCAGGUACUGUUGCUCCGGCCCAGGGGAAGGGAGCAGCGGAGCCGGAAAGAGGACCGUCGGAACGGACUAUCCGAAGGGCAGGAGUGGGCCGGGAGGUCGUGCUGAGAGUCGAAGCCAGAGCCGGAGAAGGAGGCGGGUGCGCCCGGAGCGCACGCCGAGCGAGGCGCUGACCGCGCGAAAGGACUGAGCAGAGCCGAGCAGCCAGCGCCCGAGGAGGCUGGCGGGGCGGGCGCAGGGUUGCCGGGGAUGUGAGCCCGCAGAGCCCCCGGAGUCGGGACCGGAGCCAGCGCGCCCGGGGGGAGAUGUGAGUCCCGCGGCCGGGAGCCGGAGCCCGAGCCCGAGCCGGAGCGGGCGCGGCGCGAUGGUGCGGGGCGCUCCCCGGGGGCUGGGGCCGCCGCUGCUGCUGCUCGCGCUGUGGCUGCAGGGCCGGGGGGGCAGCGCUGCGCCCGCGCCCCGGACCGAGGAUCUGAGCCUGGGAGUGGAGUGGCUGAGCCGCUUCGGGUACCUGCCCCCGCCGGAUCCCGUGACGGGCCAACUGCAGACCCAGGAGGAGCUGGCCAAGGCCAUCGCGGCCAUGCAACGCUUUGGGGGCCUGGAGGCCACGGGGGUCCUCGAUGAGGCCACCCUACAGCUGAUGAAGACACCACGCUGCUCACUGCCAGACCUGACUGUACCUGGGACCCGAAGGAAGCGGAACACCCCUGCCCUAACGAAAUGGAACAAAAGAAAUCUGUCCUGGAGGGUUCGCACCUUUCCACGAGAUUCCUCUCUAGGCCGGGACACGGUCCGGGCGCUCAUGUACUAUGCUCUCAAGGUAUGGAGUGACAUCACACCACUCAACUUCCACGAGGUAGCAGGUAGCAAUGCUGACAUCCAGAUCGACUUCUCCAAGGCAGACCACAACGAUGGCUACCCCUUCGAUGGCCCUGGGGGCACCGUGGCCCACGCCUUCUUUCCCGGAGACCACCACACUGCUGGAGACACCCACUUCGAUGAUGAUGAGGCCUGGACUUUCCGAUCCUCAGACGCUCACGGGACGGAUCUCUUUGCGGUGGCCGUCCAUGAGUUUGGCCACGCCAUCGGGCUCACACACAUCUCGGCCAUCCAGUCCAUCAUGAGACCCUAUUAUCAGGGUCCCGUGGGCGAUCCCCUGAAGUAUGACCUGCCCUACGAGGACAAAGUCCGCAUCUGGCAACUGUACGGUGUCCGGGAGUCAGUCUCCCCUACAGCGAAGCCGGAGGUCCCUGACACUGAGGAUCACCCCUUUCUGCCGGAGCUCCCGGACAACCGCACCACUGUACCGCCAAGGAAGGACGUACCCCAUCGGUGCAAUGCUCACUUCGAUGCCGUGGCCCAGAUCCGAGGGGAGGCCUUCUUCUUCAAAGGCAAGUAUUUCUGGAGACUGACCCGGGAUAGGCACCUGGUCUCCCUGCAGCCGGCCCAGAUCCACCGCUUCUGGAGGGGUCUCCCGCUCCAUCUGGACAGUGUGGACGCUGUUUACGAGAGGACCAGUGACCACAAGAUUGUCUUCUUCAAAGGAGACAGAUACUGGGUCUUUAAAGACAAUAACGUAGAGGAAGGAUACCCUCGGCCCGUCUCCGACUUCAGCCUCCCGCCAGGUGGCAUCGAUGCUGCCUUCUCCUGGGCCCACAAUGACAAGACUUAUUUCUUUAAGGACCAUCUGUAUUGGCGCUAUGAUGAUCAUGCUCGGAGGAUGGACCCCGGGUACCCCGCAGAGAGCCCUCUGUGGAGGGGGAUCCCCAGCGUACUGGACGAUGCCAUGCGCUGGUCUGACGGGGCCUCCUAUUUCUUCAGAGGCAAAGACUACUGGAAAGUCCUGGACAGCGAGCUGGAGGCUGCGCCUGGCUACCCACAAUCCACCGCCAAGGACUGGUUGGUGUGCAGCGACAUACAGGCCGACGGGCCCGAGAACGAAGUCAGAGCGGAGGGAGCCAGGACCGGGGCCCGCUCGAGGCCCGGCCAGCAUGACGAGAGCCGCUCGGACAGCGGUUACGAAGUCUGCUCCUGCACAUCCGCCGCUUCCUCCUUGGGACACCUCUCCCAGCUGCUCGUGGCCCAGCUGGCCCUGGCCAGCCUCUGGACGACAGCCCCGACAGCCACAGGGCUAUGACCACUGAUACGGGCUGGGAGAGGGAAGAGCCAGGGUGGCUCCCCCACCCCCAGCUCCCCGGACCCAGACAACACCAAGGGCAGGGAUCCCCCCUCUCAGGGCUGCUGAGAUAUUCUCCAGGAGAAAAUGGCACCGUGUGGAGUUGCCAUCAACUCUCUGUUCUUCUAACUUAGCCUUUGACGAUAAGGAUGAGGCCUCUCUCAGCCCAUGAUCCAAAGCUCUUCCGUCCUGGCCUCCCAGAAGCUGGAGGUCUCUGGAGCAGAUGGGGUGGGAGUGGGGGAUAGGAAGCACUCUCUUGGGAAGGCUGGUCAGACUCUGGCCGGGCAGACGGUCAAUCUUCAGAGCUAUUGGACACAAGAAGAAGCGCGGGGUGAGGCCCCCGACUCGCCCUUUCAAGCCCUGGGUCCCGGGGAAGAUAUCUCAAGGAAAUCUAGUCUCCCUGGACACCCUCGAUCCGAAGGGAGGCCCAGCUCUCUGGAAAGUGGUCAUCCGGGGCCUCUCUUCCCUCUUCCCCCAGGGAAAGGGCCCACAGAGAUGGGGAACCCCAAGGCAAUCACUUUCCAUUUCCCCCCAAGGAGGCUUCCCAUCCUCCCUCAGUGGAAGGUCAAGAAGCGUUCAUGAAUCCAUCUCAUCUCCCCAAAUAGCCCUCUUGACCCGACAGCUCAGAUGGGAGAACAGGGUACAAACACAGUUUGCCAUUUGUCUCUUAGCUGCAAACACACGAGUCUCGGCCAGCAGGCGCCCCUUGGUCCCCAGAUAACCCUGUCCCUGGAAUCUCCCACCCUGGAGGGACGGGCCCCACAGGGAAGAAUAGGAGGGGGGAGAGACUGCCCCGGAGAAGCCCAUUUCCUGGGAGGGCAGGACGCCAUAAUUGCUGUCGUGGGCAGCAGAAACUUCCCCAAGGGGAGGCGAAAGGCCGGGAACCUGUAGGAGGCAGAUGUCUAGGGGCAGCCUCCUUGUCUGUGCGUGGUAUUUUAUCAAACACAAUCUCUUCCUGCUUUGUA